Messenger RNA from Scheffersomyces coipomensis, 438 nucleotides. RefSeq lists its product as uncharacterized. The record is from RefSeq and is a predicted model, not a curated record. NCBI's taxonomy places the organism in Eukaryota, Fungi, Ascomycota, Pichiomycetes, Serinales, Debaryomycetaceae. Bases 1 to 438 code for a protein of 145 amino acids. The transcript has a single exon. Gene Ontology annotation, biological process: mitochondrial respiratory chain complex III assembly. Gene Ontology annotation, cellular component: mitochondrial membrane.
AUGUCUACCAAACCUUUAUGGUAUCGUUGGGCAAGAGUCUACUUCGCUGGGACUUGUAUAAUAGGAUCAGGAGUACUUUUAUAUAAAUAUACUACUCCAACUGAUGAAGAAUUAAUAGCAGCAUUUUCACCUGAAAUUAGAGCUGAAUAUGAACAGAAUAAAGCAGCCAGAAAAAGAGAAGCGGAAGAAUUAUUUAAAAUCAUGAAACAAACAUCAUCAUCCAAUGAUCCAAUUUGGAAAACUGGCCCCAUUGGAUCCCCAUUUGAAAAAGAUCAAAGAAAUUUAUCUCAAACUUUAAUUGAUUAUGAACAAUUUAAAAAGGAUUCUGGUAAUGAUUUUAAAAAGGAUGAAAUUGAACAAGCUAAAUUACAAUUGAUUGAAACUGAAAAGUUAAAACAACAACAAAAGAGUUCAAGUUGGUGGAAUUGGUCAAAAUAA